AUGCCACCGAACAGCACCGACGCCAAAAAUGCCGACGAGAUCCAAGUUGCAUUUUCCCACGAAGAGCUACACUCCGAUGACGACUUAUCCCCGAGACUACUUUCUAGAGUGAAAUGGAAGCUGGACCUUUUUAUUCUACCUAUCAUAUCGAUUGUUUACUUCUUUGCACAAAUGGGAAGAUCAGAUCUCGCCAACGCCAAAGUUGCAGGCCUCUCAGAUGAGCUGAAACUCUCUCCUCGAGACUAUUCGAAUGCGGCAACAGUAUUACUCGUGGCCUAUAUUGUUUUCCAGCUACCGGGCACGCUCUUGAUCAAGCAGAUUGGGUCGGCGAGACAGUUUUCAGGGGCCAUGAUCAUCUGGGGUGCAAUCACUGCAUCUACAGUCGCCAUUCACAACAAAGGCGAGCUCUUUGCCUUGCGCUUUCUUAUCGGAGCAGCUGAGGCAUUCGUCCAGGGCGGAGUAUUCUAUCUGUCUUUCUGGUAUCAGUAUGACGAGCUUGCCACGCGUGGAGCUAUCUUCUAUUCCAUGAGCACGUUGGCGGGUGCUUUCAACGGAUUGAUAGCGUACGGUAUCGAGAAGGAUAUGGAUGGGAUUCGGGGCUGGAGAGCUUGGCGUUGGAUAUUUUUAAUUGAAGGACUUAUGCCUUGCGUGGCGGCAUUCUUCGUGUUAUUUCUACUUCCCAACAGCCCAGAAACCCUACGAUUCGGCUUUACGGCGGAGGAAAAAGCGUUGGUAGUACGACGCAGCCGUCGCGCGCAUAACACCUCUGAGGCGAGACUUGAACUAAAGAAGAUUCCAUUGGUGCUACUCAGUAUACAUUUCUGGCUCUUGCUUGGCAUUGCUUGCUGUGGCCAUUUCUGCGUCGGGUCGAUUUCCAACUUUCUUCCGGCAAUUAUUCAGGGCUUUGGAUACACCUCGAUGAACACUCAGCUCUUUUCAGUCAUAGUAUACGCCUGCGCCUGUGUCGGUGUAUUGUUCUGGGCCAAGGUAGCUGAUCGAACAAACGCUCGAGGUCUAACAAUGGCAGCAUCAACAUGUGGAGCGAUCGUGGGCUACUCACUACUCCUCGGGUUAGAAAAUGAUAAAGCCAGAUUUGGCGCAACCUGUCUUGUGGCAUUCUCAGUGUACCCGAGUGUGGUUCUCCAGCUUUCCUGGGCGGCCAUGAGCUUUGUCGGCUAUACACGAAGGGGCUCUUCACUAGCCUUUACCAACAUAUUCUCCCAAAUCUUCGCAAUCUGUGGAACACAGGCCUACAGCGACCCGCCAUACUACCGGAAAGGAAAUGCCUCAGCCCUCGGACUGUCUUGUGUUUCCCUCGUGCUUUCACUAGGUCUACGAUGGUAUUUCAGCGCUGUCAAUAAAACGAAGGCUUCCGAGCAAUUUUCGGAGGACGCUCGCUCUCAGCGACGAAAGGGCCUAGAAGAGCUGGGAGACAAGCAUCCAGACUUUUUAUAUACAACGUAA
Molecule: messenger RNA, 1464 nt
Organism: Penicillium angulare
Lineage: Eukaryota; Fungi; Ascomycota; Eurotiomycetes; Eurotiales; Aspergillaceae
Exons: 8
Coding region: 1-1464 (487 amino acids)
Biological process (GO): transmembrane transport
Cellular component (GO): membrane
Molecular function (GO): transmembrane transporter activity
Source: RefSeq, a predicted model, not a curated record